AUUGGCAGAUUAACUGUUGCUCAUAAAUCAGCCAUUCGCGUGAUAAGAAGGAUAAAGUAUUUUGUGGCGAAGAGGAAGUUUCAGCAAGCAAGAAAGCCGUAUGACGUAAGAGACGUGAUAGAGCAGUAUUCUCAGGGCCAUCUAAACAUGAUGGUCCGAAUCAAGGAACUGCAGAGAAGGUUAGACCAAACUUUGGGUAAACCAGGAAUUAUGGUCGCCGAGGAAAAAGAUAGGCAAAAGUUGACCAUCAUCGCUAGGUUGUCCAGGGUCGAAAAUCAGGUUUCUUUUAUUAUCGCUCGGAUUUGUUUUUAG
Molecule: messenger RNA, 312 nt
Organism: Helobdella robusta
Lineage: Eukaryota; Metazoa; Annelida; Clitellata; Rhynchobdellida; Glossiphoniidae
Exons: 3
Biological process (GO): potassium ion transport
Cellular component (GO): voltage-gated potassium channel complex; membrane
Molecular function (GO): voltage-gated potassium channel activity
Source: RefSeq, a predicted model, not a curated record